AAAAUGCAAAAGGAGUUGAGCAGAAAGACUGAUCUAUUUGAUGAAAUAAACAGUUUGAUUGAUUGUGUUUUUAUUCUGUCCUGUUUUCGAUUUUUAUUUUAGAAAAGUUAUUGGGGUGAAAAAUAAUUUAUUUAUUUAUUUAUUGGUGGUUAGGUGGAAUUUACAAAAUAAUGUUGGUUAUGAGAUAAAGCGAUGAUUUGGUUACAAUUUGCAAAUGACAUUGGUUAUGAACAAAUAAUUAUAAUCAUCGGCUAAAUUCAAUCUUUAAAUCAAUGAAAAUGCCGUAAUCGUUCUGUCGACUCAAAUUCUCAACAUUAUUUUUGGUCGGUAUAAAAUUAUAGCCAUGUUUGAUUCACAAGACUAGUCGUGAGGUAUUAAUAAUAUUAUCAAAAUAUUGUGGUAUUCACUAUCUAAUUGAAUUAAUAGGAUAAAUUAUCCAUUAGAUUAAUAAUUUCACCCCACCCCAUUACUAAUAAUUCUGCAAAUUUGUUGAAUUAAUUAUCUAUUAGAUUAAUAAUCCUAAACCAAAUAUUAAAAUAAAUAUAAGAUAAUUGGGCUCACGAAUUAAUAAUUACAGUCUCAUACUCUAAUCCAUCCAAUCAAACAUGCUCUGCACUCUGCUCUACGUUCAAAAGUAUUACUUAAAAAUAAAUUUGAUUGUUUGUAAAAAUCAGGAAUCUAAUGUGUAAUAUUUGUUGGACAAACCUUUUGCAUAUUACAGACAACUUCCAAUAUUAAAAAUAAAAACUUCCCUUAUAACAACACUGACAUAUAUUAAGGAUCCCUGAUCAGCAAAAUUCUAGAACUUUCCUAAAACAAGGCAUGCUUUACUUUACAUAAAUACAUCUCAAAUCACCACUCUCUUUCCAACAGCUUUCCCCCAUUAACUUUCUCUCCAAGCAAACAACUCUCUCUCUUGCAUGGUCACCAUGAACACCACCAAGACAACCACCCAAGGCCGCCGGAAGAUCGAAAUCAAGAAGAUUGAGAGCGUAAGCAAUCGCCAAGUCACCUUCUCGAAACGCCGUGCCGGCCUCUUCAAGAAGGCCAGUCAACUCUGCAUCCUCAGCGGCGCUGAGAUCGCCAUUGUCGUCAAAUCUCCCGGAAAGCGCACCUUCGCUUUCGGCCAACCCAGCGUCGACGCCGUGAUCGAUCGAUACCUCACCGGAACCUCCGCCGCCGCCGAGCAGAACAACGGCCCUUCGGUGCUCGAUUUCAACGAGAAAUACGCCCAAGUUUCGAAGGAAUUGGAGGCGGAGAAGAGGCGGAGAGCGGUGAUUGAGGAGACAAAGAAGGCGGCGAAUGACGGCAGAUUUUGGUGGGAUGAGGCGGUUGAUGAUCUAGGAUUAGAGGAGCUGGAGCAGUACGUGGCGGCGUUGGAGGAGUUGAAGAAGAAUGUGAGUAUGAAAGCUGAUGAGUUGAUGAUAAUGAAAGCGAAUUCUUCAAUGAUGUUUGGUAUGAAUGAAAGUGCGAAUCAUGGUGGACUGGGUUUGAUGAGUGAUUGUGCUACUUCUAUGGUUCCUCAUGGGUUUGAUUGUGCGAAUUCUUCAAUGAUGUUUGGUAUGAAUGAAAGUGCGAAUCAUGGUGGACUGCGUUUGAUGAGUGAUUGUGCUACUUCUACGGUUCCUCAUGGGUUUGAUUGUGCGAAUUCUUCAAUGAUGUUUGGUAUGAAUGAAAGUGCGAAUCAUGGUGGACUGCGUUUGAUGAGUGAUUGUGCUACUUCUACGGUUCCUCAUGGGUUUGAUUGUGCGAAUUCUUCAAUGAUGUUUGGUAUGAAUGAAAGUGCGAAUCAUGGUGGACUGGGUUUGAUGAGUGAUUGUGCUACUUCUAUGGUUCCUCAUGGGUUUGAUUGUGCGAAUUCUUCAAUGAUGUUUGGUAUGAAUGAAAGUGCGAAUCAUGGCGGACUGGGUUUGAUGAGUGAUUGUGCUACUUCUAUGAUUCCUCAUGGGUUUGAUUUUGGACGUGGCCAGUUCUGAGUUGGUGUUUGGUUGAAAACGAUUUUCUUAGUCCUGGCGAAUUUGGGUUUUACUUCCAUUCCAUAUUUAGAAUGUUAUUGGGUUGGAAAAUCAAGUUAAAUUAACAAAUACAAGGUUGAUUUGCAAUUUUUUUUUUGGGAAGGUUGGAACAAAUUACUCCAAUAUUUGUGGUAAUUGUCAUUGGGUUUCCUUAAUGGAAUCAAUAUCUUGUAAUGUAAGGUUCUGUUGAUCUUGAAUUUAUGGAAAAGAAAAAAGAAAUUAUAUUAGUUGUUCACGUAACUUGCAUCUUGUGUCAAUUCAUUUAUUAUAAUUAGCAAUUUACUUUGAAAUAAAACUACAUAUUUAUUUAUAUUUAUUUUUAUUUUUAUUCUGUCCUGUUUUACAUAUUUUUAGCUCUGUAGCUUUCAAAUUUUACUUUAGUUUGAAUUAUUUCAGUUUGAACAAUAUUAACUACAUAUAUUUUAAGUUCACUUUCAAUAUGGCCACUUCUUUCAAAUUACUGUCAAUUUUUUCUCUGUACUAACUCAUACAAGUGACAAGAAAUGUGAAAUGUACUUUUUUAACCUAAAUGCAAAAAAAAAAAAAUUGCUAAUUUUCAAAAAGUAUUUCACACGUAAAAGUGUCAUGAAACUUUUCAUUUUUUGAAGACACGAAAAAGCAAAAACCCGGUUGCCAAUGUUCAGGAAUUGGUAAUAAUGUAAGCUUGAAAUCAAAAAUUUCCCACCUUGGAUGGCAAUGAAAUGUUGUAGCUGCUAAUUUUGGCGGUGAGAGUUUUGUCCAACAAUGUGUUUUCGAUCUUGAGAUCAUUUCCUUACAUUCCUGGAGUGAUUCCAGAGUGCAAGAACUGGAUUCCCCUGGCAAUCCCCACUGCAAUCCUCCUUCUCUGUGGCCAUUUCAGAUACUCCCUCUUUAUCC
Messenger RNA from Camellia sinensis, 2891 nucleotides. Lineage: Eukaryota; Viridiplantae; Streptophyta; Magnoliopsida; Ericales; Theaceae. The record is from RefSeq and is a predicted model, not a curated record.